AUGUUCGGAACGUCACCACAAACUUACCUCGAAUAUCUUUUGGCAAGUGUCGGAUUCGGUGUCGGCUUCGAGGGAGAUAUGGAGCCCGUCGUAGAGAGAUUUCAGGAGCUGUACAAGAAAUGGAGCGGAGAAGACGCUAACCUAGACGAAAAUACAGUUCCCUCGAUGGAUAUGCUCUUCAAGCGACCCACUACGGAUGACCGUGCUCGCUUCAUGCCCGCAAGCGGGAACGAUCCGAGUCCUGGGCAUACUUGGGAGGUGGCAAAUCCGUUCAUCUUCUUCUGGGACGUUCGCGGCAUUGAGGCGGAAGAGGUUCGGCUUUGGCUGGAAAAGCCAGAGCAACACCUACGCAAAGGGGCAACGCUAUCAAUCGCUUCCCAUAUUAUGAACUACGAGCGCCUACACGAGUUGCGCGGAAUGGGUGCUCGUGAGUAUUUAUGCCACGUCUUCGCGAACGGGGGACUGUCGGAUCACCUAUUCGAAGAUCUAAGCUACUGGAAUCAACUUGCAAGCACGUUCCGUUAUCUCUGUGGAAAAUGGCGCAAUGGCGGAUUUUGCGACCAGGACACCUGA
Molecule: messenger RNA, 573 nt
Organism: Punctularia strigosozonata HHB-11173 SS5
Lineage: Eukaryota; Fungi; Basidiomycota; Agaricomycetes; Corticiales; Punctulariaceae
Exons: 4
Coding region: 1-573 (190 amino acids)
Source: RefSeq, a predicted model, not a curated record